Xyrauchen texanus (razorback sucker) is the source of this 1855-nucleotide messenger RNA. RefSeq names its product histamine N-methyltransferase (gene hnmt). The record is from RefSeq and is a predicted model, not a curated record. The transcript is spliced from 7 exons. NCBI's taxonomy places the organism in Eukaryota, Metazoa, Chordata, Actinopteri, Cypriniformes, Catostomidae. The coding region runs from base 62 to 967 and encodes 301 amino acids. Gene Ontology annotation, molecular function: N-methyltransferase activity.
CGAAUAGCUGACUGUGAUGUGUAUUAACACUGGCACUAUCUGUCUGGCAGUGUGUUGACGAAUGACGGAGAAGACAGCAAAAACAAUGGCAACUCCAUUCAGAUCACUUGUGGAAGAUUAUCCGAGAUACCUCAAAUCUUUCCAACUCUUUCUGGAACGCUCAUCAGAGCACCAGUGCAUGCAGGAAUUCAUUCAUAACACUCUACCAGACAUACUGGCAAGCAUUGGUGGGGGGAGACCCAUGUUUAAUGUAAUGGGAGUUGGGAGUGGAGCAGGUGAGAUUGAUCUAGAGAUGUUAGCUCAGCUUCGCCUGAAACAUCCUCAUGUCAAAGUUGACAAUGAAGUGGUGGAACCAAGCAUUGACAUGCUGCACAAGUAUAAAGUUCGGGUGUCAACAACUCCAAAUCUUGAUUACAUCAACUUUAAAUGGAAUAAGAUGACAGCAUCUGAAUUCGAAAAACACUGGCAAGAGAAAAACCUUGGGAAAAAGAUUUUCGACUUUAUUCACAUGAUACAGAUGCUAUACUAUGUCAAAGAUCCAGAGGCCACCGUCUCAUUUUUUCGAAGUCUGUUAGACAAAGAUGGAAAACUCUUAAUCAUUCUGGUGUCAGGUGAAAGUGGAUGGGGAAAGUUAUGGAGGACCUUCAGAGCCCAACUUUGUAACACAGAGAUCAGCCAGUGUGUCACUACAGGAGAUAUAAAGAGUUUCUUAGAUGCUAACGGCAUUCUCUACCGUAACUAUGAGCUUCUGUCCCAGAUGGACAUCACAGAGUGCUUCACAGAGGGAGAUGAGGUGGGAGAACUGCUGCUGGAUUUCCUAACUGAGGUGAUAGAGUUCAGUAAAAAUGCUCCUGAAGAGCUUAAAAAAGGAGUGUUGGACUUACUGAGACAUCCUGACUGCAGUAAAGAGGUGGAUGGUAGGAUAAUUUUCAACAACAACCUAGGAGUCCUAGUGGUUGAGCCGUAGCUCCAAGAUUAUUUAAUAUCUCACCAACUGAGGAGUUCUGAUGUUAGUAAGCAGUCUCAUGGAAGUUAUUUUAAAUGCUUUAUUCUGUAUUGAUCUCAACAGAGACACAAGAUGUGAUUUUAUUAUAACAUUAAGAAAUGUUUGGUUUAUUGACAAGCCUUAACCUACUGUCACAUCAUUCAAUCAACAUUCAGUGUUUAUUGAAAUACACUGCGACAUAGGUAGCUUGAUGGGACACCAAAUGAUGACAACAUUUCUACUGAAUUGAUACAGUAUUGUUAUGGGUGAACUGACAGGAAAAGGAAAACCGUGUAGAACAAUGCAUAGUUUAACCUGCAGCUACAUCAAAUAAUUGAAAUAAUGGUCAGUGUAGGUGAUGGAUCACAAAGGGAGUUGUGUGACCCUUUAUCGAAAACUCCAGUAUGAGUAAAUAUAUACGUACUUGGUAAAACAGAUAUAACUUGAACUAGCUGUAAUGGACAAACUCUGUGCUACUGACUCACUCAAUAAUAGUAUCUUUAUGAUGAAAGAGAUGAGAUUGUUUGGUGGCUAGUAGUGCUGUUUUGACCUCUUACCUCUUUUAUCUUUGGAAAGGAGUUUAAUACCUAACCAGACAGGACAAAGGUUGGGUACAUGUAUACAUUUCAAGGUAAACGAUAGCCUGACUACAAGCACUGUACUUGAAAUUACAUUCAAACAGCCAACGUAUGUGUAAUUUACACUGUAAUCAAACAGCUCCUAAUUCAUUAUAGCUUCUACUUGUUAGUAAUGCUACAUUCUGUUUUCUAAAUUGCUGUCUAUUUAUCCAAGUUUUAUUUGGUUGCUGCAUGUAACAGGCUUGUUAAGUUAACACUGCCUUCCCUUUGUGUUUGAUUACAGUAUUUUUUG